Molecule: messenger RNA, 853 nt
Organism: Daucus carota subsp. sativus
Lineage: Eukaryota; Viridiplantae; Streptophyta; Magnoliopsida; Apiales; Apiaceae
Product: PRA1 family protein F2-like
Exons: 1
Coding region: 115-669 (184 amino acids)
Biological process (GO): vesicle-mediated transport
Cellular component (GO): Golgi apparatus; endoplasmic reticulum
Source: RefSeq, a predicted model, not a curated record
GCAAAACACCUCGUCUGUCUGCAUAGUUUAUGUAAUAAUCUAUCGCCCGAAACAUUUUAUUCGUUGCCUUCCUUUUCUCUUCUCAGCUAAUCUCUCUCGACUUGCUCCGGGGCAAUGACGAAUUACGGAACCAUCCCGACUUCGUCAUCGCCGGGAGGCACGAAUAUCGAAUUCAUCUCCCGCGCAAAAACUCAGAUCAAAGCAGGACUCGCAACUCGUCGCCCAUGGAAGGAGAUGGCACGCUCAUUCGACCUGCCCUCGGGACUCAUCAACACAACUCAACGAAUCAAAAUCAACAUUAACUACUUCUUAAUGAACUAUGCGAUCAUAAUGCUGAUAAUUCUGCUUUUGAGCCUCUUGUACCACCCGAUAUCCCUCAUGGUGUUCUUCGCAUUGAUGGCCGUUUGGUUGUUCCUCUACUUCCUCCGCGAUGAGCCACUAGUGAUCUUCCACCGCUUGAUUGAUGAUCGUACUGUUCUCAUCGGAUUGUCUAUUAUCACUUUUGUUUUACUCUUGUUUACUGGCGCGGUUGGGAAUAUAUUUUUAGCGGUGUUGUUUGGGGCGGUGGUGGUGGCAGUUCAUGCGGCGUUGAGGAGGACUGAUGACUUGUCUCUGGAUGAAGAAGCCGCGGAGACAGCUGGUUUGAUGACAACUUCAACCUCUUCGUAAUUGUUUGUUUAUUCCGUCACGGAUGUUUUUAGGCUGUUAAUUAAUUUGCAGUUCAAUGUGUGUGCUGUCAUGUUCUGUUUUUAUUAUUCUUCUCCUAUCAAUGUUCAUUGUUCUCCUCGUUUCACUUUUGUAUUUACAGACCAGACAGACAUUAUGAUUUAUGAUCAAGUAUGUUUAUGUUCAA